AUGCCGAUUCUGUGUCAACUGAACAUGCCCACAGGAAAGAUUGUAGCCUUGUUGGCGAUCUUUGGAACAGGUAUCAUCGCCUGUAUCGCCCCAGUCGUUCGCUUCAGCACUUUAGAUUAUCUGCGCAAGGGCACUAAAGACCUCACCUACGACUCAACUUCAUCCCUAUACUGGAUGGCGAUCGAGUUCAAUUUGGGCCUUGUCGCCGGCUCUCUCUCGUCUCUAAAGCCACUUCCCGUUUUUCGCCGCUUUGGGUCGAGCGCAGGCUCGAAAUACAAAGCAUCGACCGGAUGUACGCCACAUGAGCUUGGCGCCAUGAGCGGAACUGAUAUUAAAAAUGUCAGAAAAAAAAGCCACAGCUUAGGCAUGGGAACAAAUAUUCCGAUGGAAAGUGUUAACGAGAGCCAGGAGCGAAUUUUCCCGACCGUGUGA
Penicillium longicatenatum is the source of this 432-nucleotide messenger RNA. RefSeq lists its product as uncharacterized. Lineage: Eukaryota; Fungi; Ascomycota; Eurotiomycetes; Eurotiales; Aspergillaceae. The transcript is spliced from 3 exons. Bases 1 to 432 code for a protein of 143 amino acids. The record is from RefSeq and is a predicted model, not a curated record.